AUGGGUAAUAAACAAGUUAAAAUAUCUGGGCCAACAAAAGUAUGCAAGCAACACAUUGACAUACUUGAAUGUGUCACUAAGCUAUCUGAACAAGAAAUACAAGAAUGGCAUGCGGAAUUUCUCCAUGAUUGUCCCAGUGGUAAACUUAGCAAGGACAAAUUUAAGGAAUGUCAGCGGCAAUAUUGUCGGCCUGAGAAAGCAGACUUUUUUUGCAAUUAUAUCUUUAACACAUACGCUAGCAAUGGUAAUAAUGAUAGAAAUGGUUCGAAAGUUACAAACAACAGGAAAGAAACAACAAUGCAGAGAGAAACAAAAAUGCAGAACUAUUGCGCUAUGUGUGUGGAUCAAAAUAGCAUUGGCGACGAUUCACUAAAUUUCGCGGAUUUUAUUAUAGCUGUGUCACCUGGAAGUCAGGGAAAACUUGAGGACCGCGUUAGCGUCUUGUUCGAUAUGUAUAAGAAACAUAGCGAUGAGGGCAUUGAUGAAGGAGAACUGACAGUAAUGAUCACUGCUAUGUAUGAUCUUGUUGGCGCAACUGAGAAUAAACGUAACAGUGACCCAAAGAAAGUAGCAAAAAAAAUAAUGAAAGAUUGUGAUAAAGAUGGUGACAAUAAAUUGAGUAAAGAAGAAGCAAUUGACAAAUGCCACAGCCACCAUUUUAUUCGCCACUUGCUUGCUCCUUACGACGAAGAAGACGUGCGCAAAUGA
Molecule: messenger RNA, 708 nt
Organism: Rotaria socialis
Lineage: Eukaryota; Metazoa; Rotifera; Eurotatoria; Philodinida; Philodinidae
Source: the annotation of a GenBank genome assembly